GCACUAACACCAGCCCAAAGAUUCACCACUUUAUAUGGCGCUGCAUAAGCAACUCGAUCCCAGUAGCAGGGAACAUGGCUCGCAGGCAUAUAUCAAAGGAAGCAGCAUGCUUUAGAUGUGGUCACGAGGAAGAAACGAUAAAUCAUGUGCUCUUUCAGUGUCCUUUUGCUAGACUGGUGUGGGCUCUCUCGCCAAUACCGGCUCCUCCAGAAGGUAUAAUGAUGCAGUCUCUAUACUCUAAUGUGUAUCACAUGCUUAACAUUCAGAAAGCAUACCCUCGAGAUGAUAUACAAGCCGACAUUGUUCCAUAGCUGUUAUGGCGUCUCUGGAAAAAUAGAAAUGAGCUACUAUUUCAAGGGAAGGAAUAUGAGGCAGAGAGUAUCUUAAAGAGAGCUGAAGAGGAUGCCGAUGAAUGGCAGAGGAAGAAACAUGCAGAAGUAUCUGAGGCUGAGAGACUUGGGGCAAAAUGACCCAUGAUUACUAACCAUAUAAGUUCGUGGACUCCUCCUCCUAGAAACUGGCUGAAAUGUAACAGUGAUGGAACAUGGCACAAAGAUAGAGCCACCAGUGGUUUAGGCUGGAUCUGCAAAGAUGAGAAUGGUCAUGUAAUAUGGGUAGGGACGAGAGCUGUGACAAAGGCGGCAUCAUCUAUUCUUGCAAAGGCAGAAGCGCUUAAAUGGGGAGCAGAGACAAUGGCAAGUUUUGGCUAUAACAACAUCAUCUUAGAGUCUGAUUCUCUCGCUCUGGUCAGGAUGAUCAAUGGGUCUGAGGAAGUCUGGACGGUCCUGCAACCAACUAUAGAGGUGAUCCAUUCGACCUUAUCACAUAUUCAGAGCUAUCAAGUUAGGUUUUCUUUGAGAGGUAGAAAUAAGGCAGCUGAUAGAAUAGCAAAGGAGUCUUUCACUUUUGUGUCCAGUUUCCUAAGUUAUAUUUUGUACCAUUAUGGCUGAAGUAUCAAGUUAGGUCUGAUAAUUCAAUAUAUCAAAACAAUGUUGGUGAAUGAAAGUAUUUGAUGAAUCAAAAGAAAAAAAAAACAUCUAGAAGUCGCCAUAUGCACAUUUAAACAUUACGUAAAAUUUCUUAAAACAGUUAUAAAAAUUCUAAAUAAAUGAUUUAGGAGAUCUUUUUAAUCCUGUCGAUUGAUUUGAUUUAUUUUAUGGUUGAAAUUUAGUUAUGAUAUUUCAAAAAGUUACAAAAGAUAUAAUUGAGCGUGAAUCUCUCUCAGGUUGAUUUUUUUUAUUUCUCUUUGUUGAGAGUGAAUUUGUUUGAUAUUUUAUAUUGGCAGCCGUUACUCGUCAGUAACUUCUCAAGGAUAACACAAAUCUCUAAUUUCUCUACUCCUAGAUAUUUACAUUCUUGUUCUCCAGUAAAUAAUGUUUCUCUGUUCUCCUGUUGAAUCUCCGUUUGGUCUUAUAAUUUAAGAAAAAAUAUGUAAUUAUUAGUAACUCCUCGGAUUUGGUGGAUUGUCGUCGUUAGUUACGGUUUCGUCCAUAUAUUUUUAUUCAGAAAUAAUGGCAGAAUCUAAGCAUUUGAUUCGAUCUAAGUCUGAUAUCAGCGCCCAAGUUACUCCUCCUACUUGUGCAAUUGACUCUCAAGAAUGCAGAAGAAUAAGUGGUCCUACCAGAAGAUCAACUAAAGGAGGAUGGACCCCAGAGCAGGACAAACUCUUGAUGAAUGGUGUGUGGAGGUACAAAGGAAAGAAUUGGAAAAAGAUUGCUGAAAGUGUUCCUGGGAGAAAAGACAAGAGGAAGACUGGUGUCCAAUGUCAACACCGUUGGCUAAAAGUUCUUAAUCCUAACCUCAACAAAGGACCUUGGAGAAAAGAGGAAGAUGAUCUCUUGAGUGAAUUGGUUAAUGUCUUUAUUGAGAAUGAUAAGCCUAAAUGGUCCAAAAUAUCCAAGCAACUCCCUGGUCGCAUUGGCAAGCAAUGUCGUGAAAGGUGGCAUAAUCAUCUAAAUCCGACUAUCAAAAAGACUCCGUGGACUAGAGAAGAGGAACUGAUUCUGGUUCAGGCACAAAGGGAUCAAGGCAAUAAGUGGGCCGAGAUUGCCAAGCUCUUGCCUGGAAGGACGGAGAACAAUGUCAAGAACCACUGGAAUUGCUCACUUAAGAGGAGAUCGGAACACCUUGUUACUAGUAGCCCCUUGUCUGGUUAUGGACCUUGUGGUUAUGAAUCUAGCUUUUUCAAUCAAAGCAACAUGAUGGAAAUCAAGAAAGCUGCCAAGAGUCCUCAAAGGGAUUCACUGGAAUUAACUCUAGAGCCCAUGAAUUGGAGGAACACGUCUUCAUCCACAAACUCCCUUAAAGGGGAUGAAGAAUCAACAAUCUCGUCAUCACUAGAAUCUGAUUGGUUAAGACGCAAUAGCAAGGUUGAAAUAUCAAUAACACCUUCUUCAGAUGACCAUCACCACAAGAAUGUAUGGUUAACUCCGCAAUUAACAACUCCGUCUUGUGUAAAAGUUCCAUUGAGUCCGGAAACUCCACAGAGCAGCAGCGCUGGACAAGAAGUGAGGGAGAUCAUAGGGAGAUGGAAAAUGGCUGCGAGUACUUUCGAGAACACACCUUCCAUUAUCUCCAGAAGAAGAUCACCAGCGUCACGGCGCAAACAAGAAAACGACUCACCGUUUCAAAGAAGUCCUCGGACUCUCCUGUCAAGUGAGGAAGAACAUUCAGUUUCAAAUUCUUCUUCUACCAGCUCCUUACUCAUGAAACGCAACAACACUUAUUCAGGUUUAAAACCCUUGGAGAGGCGCUUGGAGUUUGAUUUUAUUUGACAAGUGAACAUACCUUUUUAAAGGUUUCAUACUUGGAAUCAUCAAGUUUAAGAACUCAGCAGUUUGUUUAAUUCUCUUCAUGUAUAUCUUUUUUUAUAUAUAUAUUUGUUGGAGCAAUUUUUCUUCAUGUACAUAUUUGA
Brassica napus (rape) is the source of this 2914-nucleotide messenger RNA. RefSeq names its product transcription factor MYB3R-2-like. The coding region runs from base 1512 to 2774 and encodes 420 amino acids. Gene Ontology annotation, molecular function: RNA polymerase II cis-regulatory region sequence-specific DNA binding; DNA-binding transcription factor activity, RNA polymerase II-specific. Gene Ontology annotation, biological process: regulation of DNA-templated transcription. Gene Ontology annotation, cellular component: nucleus. NCBI's taxonomy places the organism in Eukaryota, Viridiplantae, Streptophyta, Magnoliopsida, Brassicales, Brassicaceae. The transcript has 7 exons. The record is from RefSeq and is a predicted model, not a curated record.